This is a messenger RNA of Oreochromis niloticus (Nile tilapia), 1664 nucleotides long. Its product is annotated as plexin-C1. The record is from RefSeq and is a predicted model, not a curated record. Gene Ontology annotation, molecular function: protein binding; semaphorin receptor activity. Gene Ontology annotation, cellular component: plasma membrane; semaphorin receptor complex. Lineage: Eukaryota; Metazoa; Chordata; Actinopteri; Cichliformes; Cichlidae. The transcript is spliced from 13 exons. Gene Ontology annotation, biological process: regulation of GTPase activity; regulation of cell migration; regulation of cell shape. The coding region runs from base 201 to 1535 and encodes 444 amino acids.
GCUCAGACAGAGUCCGCCUCAUUUGGCUCAAAGGCGAAAGAAGCAAAACUGAUACACUCAAGUCUCUGCGGGGCGCGACUCUCAGUGUCUCUGACGGUGAAAGCAGCAGACUCGUGGCCUCCUCGGUCAUCCCGGGGGAGCAGCCAGUGCUUUGGAGCGGCGUGUUCAGCGUGGAUGGAGGAGACACCGACACCGAGCUGAUGGUGUUUGACAUCAGCCCUGAUUACAGCAGAGCAGGGGACAGAGAUCCAGACUUCUACACCUCUGUGCCAUCAGAAGUGACGGUGACGCCAAAGGUCCUGAAACCAAAGGCAGUCCUCUUCAGGCACAGCUACAUGACCUCUGUGCUGGCAGUGAGGCAGAGAGGCUGGAUGGUUUUCUUCAUUGGGACAGGAGACGGGCAGCUCAUUAAGCUGUCUGUGGACAGGAACUAUCACGCCGCCUGUCCCACGGUGCUCUACAGGACCAGUGAUGACCGCAAAGUGUUUCCCAAAUUACAUCUGGAUCCAGUGGAUCGUAAACAUGUGUAUGUGCCAUUUAGAAACCAGAUGAAGCGAGUUCCUGUGUCAAAAUACAGCAUGUACACAAAUGUGCAGGAGUGUUGGUCUGCACAGGAUGCAUACUGUGGUUGGUGUGGCUCUAAAAGCAGCUGCACAUUUGAAGAUGACUGCACAGAUUCAGACUGGCUGUCCAUUCCUGAUGAGUCCCAACACAAAAUGAUUUCCCACAAAGUUGAAAAGGACACAAAUGGACAGGUUUUACUAAAAAUGCACACACACCUGAUCGUGGGCCAAGAAGUGUCAUCUAACUUUACCUGUCAGUUCGCUGCAAGGUCCAGCUCAAUUUGUGCUCCGAAUAACCCUCCUCCACAGUUCCCACAAUGCACCUGCAUCCUGUCUGAUCGUACACUUCCUGCUGAUGGUCUGCAUGUCACAGUGAAAUUUAGACUUGGUUCAACACAACUGUCAGAACAGCUGAGGUUGACCAACUGCUCUGACAUCAGUGGACCACCAAGUUCAGUCUUGUGUCAGCAGUGCAUCAAAGCUGGUUGUGGAUGGAACAUAAACAGAUGUUCCUGGGCCGAUCAAACAGAGAUCAAUGACAGUGUUUGCCAAAAUGUGCAGUCUGGGAAGAACUUCUCUAUCCCAGAGAUCUCCUCCAUCACUCCCAGUGUGGUGUCUUUCUACGGUAGAAACCACGCAGUGCUGUCAGGUCAUAACCUUGAUGAUGUGACUGCAGUGAGGAUCCAGGCAGAUACUGACUGUACUCCAAAAGAAUCUCCUGUUUGGGACAACACUGGUUUCAGUCUGAUGUUCCACAUUCCCACUUCAGAUAUCAAAGGUGUGGUCAGGGUAUGUCUUCUCCUCCCAGAUGGUCGUUGCCAUGGCAAAGCUAAAAUCACCUACAGCUCAUUACCAUCAUGCACCAACAUUACUCCCAGCAGCAGGGGUCGUCCACAGCCACGCAAUGCAGGAUGUCAGACUUCCCAGAAACAUCAGCUCUCCGUACCUCACCUACGAUUCACCUGCAGCUAGGAGUUUUUCUAGCAGCACUCUGUUUGUGAAACUAGCCAAUGAAACCUUAGCCUGCUCCACAAAACUCUCCUACGUUCCAGACCCUGAGUUUACCAGCUUCACAGUUAUAAGGACAGGGGAAGAUGUCCA